AUGGAUCCCGAGCUACGCGCCUACCUCGACCGGUUGGACUCCAACGCCAACGAGCGCGCCGCCGCGGCUGACGCCAAUUCUAACGAACGCGCCGCUGCCGCUGACGCCAAGUCCAACUCCAUCCUCAAGGCGCUCGAUGCGCAAACAGAGCGGAUCGAUGCAUUGACCGCCUGGAGACCGAAGCUCGAAGCCCGCUUCGCCAAGCUCGAAAUAGCCUUCGCCGUGCUGCAGGCUGCGUCCCUUGCAGCAGCGUCUUCCCCUGGUGGAACGCCGCCGCCGCCCCUCUUCACGGCGCCAGGCGACUUCCACGGGCUAGCUAGCCACGACGCGACGCAUCUUCCCGGAGGAACCCCGUCGGUGACCUUCGAGUUGCCGCCGGACCCUCCGGUCACGGGUACGGUCGCCCUCCCUGCUCCUAUGCUCUCUGCACCUAUGAUCUCGGCCAUGGGGCAGCAGCCGCCCACUAUGGCGUUCCCAGUUUUCACCGGUGACAACCCCCAACUGUGGCGCACACUAGCAGAGCAGUAUUUUCAGAUGUUUGCAGUAUACAAAUCGUAUUGGGUACCGAUGGCCAUACUCAAUUUCUCAGGCACUGCAGCAAUUUGGUUGCAAUCAGUUCAGAGAAAAUUGACAGGAAUGGACUGGGACUCAUUCGCAGCUCUGCUUUGCAGGCGCUUUGGCCGUGACAAACACCAGAUGCUGAUUCGUCAGUUUUAUGCAAUUAAGCAAAUCAAUUCUGUAGCAGAUUACAUUGAGCGCUUUGAAAAUCUGAUGCAUCACUUUAUCUCUUACUCAGAGCUAACUCACCCAUUUUUCUUCCUUACACGCUUUGUUGAGGGGCUUCGACCGGAUCUGCGGGUCGUGGUUCUCAUUCAGAGACCUCCGGACCUCGACACUGCAUGUUCGCUGGCCUUACUUCAAGAGGAAGUAGCCGAUGGCGAAGCGCUACUGCAACACAACAAAUGGAAGCCCUCUUCGUCUGUUCAAAUGCAGCGUUCAUAUCCGGCCAGUGCAAGCCCAGCCCCAACAUUCUUCAGUAAACCUGCACCAGCCUCUAUAACAGCAGAAGACCGCAGAGGCACUGAUGCAGCACGAGCCAAUACUGACAACUCCAAAAUGAACACACUGAGAGCCUUCAGGAGAGCUCGUGGGUUGUGCUUCAAGUGUGGUGAACGUUGGGGAAAAGAUCAUACAUGUCCAACCACGGUUCAGUUACAUGUGGUGGAAGAGCUUCUUGAUAUGAUAGCUAGUGACUCAGAGGGUGAGCACAUCACCACAGAAUUAAUUGAUGGGGAUGAAGAGAACUUGUGCACACUGUCUCGUCAGGCAUUGGACAGUUCUUCAGAUUCUGGUGUCAUGCAAAUUCAAGCUUGGCUUCAAGGCCGUGAGAUGUUGUUGUUAAUUGACUCGGGCAGUUCAUCCUCGUUUGUCAAUGCUCAAGUGGCCACCAAGUUGCAAGGGCAGAUCAAUCUUCCCACACCCUGCAGAGUGAAAGUGGCCAACGGGGGAAUCAUUCAGUGUCACAGUUACAUACCAGCUUGCGCAUGGUUUACUCAAGGCCAUGAGUUUUCCCUCGAUUUCAAGGUCAUCUCACUUGGGGCCUAUGACACUAUACUGGGCAUGGAUUGGCUUCGCAAACACAACCCGAUGCAAGUUGAUUGGGAAGCCCAGCACCUGUCAGUCACAACACCAAAUGGACAAGUUGCAAUUCAAGGGAUCUCCUCUUCCCAACAACAACAAUGCUCUGUCAUAUCUUCUUCCGAGUUACUGAAGAAUUGCCAGCAGGGGUCGGUGGCUUAUGUGGUUCACUUAUCUGCUUUAGCUGAGGAUGGUACCACUGAAACACCAAUUCCACAAGAUAUCUUGCGCGUGCUGGAACAGUUUACAUAUGUGUUUGAAGAGCCUAAAUCACUACCUCCAAGAAGAAGUUGUGACCACAGAAUUCCCCUGAUUCCCGGAGCUCAGCCUGUCAAUUUACGGCCCUACAGAUACAAGCCAGAACUCAAGACAGAAAUCGAGCGUCAGGUCCAGGAAUUGUUGGAUGCAGGCAUUAUUCAGAGGAGCUCUAGUGCUCUUUCAUCCCCGGCUCUACUAGUUAAAAAGAAGGACGACACCUGGCGUCUUUGUGUGGACUACAGAUGUCUGAAUUCAAUGACCAUUGUCAAUAAAUAUCCUGUCCCACUAAUUGAUGAACUACUUGAUGAACUCCAGGGAGCAAAGCGGCCCAGGCAGCAGAGAAGAGCAACAGCGGGGCGAGUGGUCAUCGAUUGGCAGCUGACUCAGCGACACCAACCAAUCAGGGAGAAGGGCGCGUCACUGGCCGGCCACGUCGACUGA
Messenger RNA from Aegilops tauschii subsp. strangulata, 2337 nucleotides. The record is from RefSeq and is a predicted model, not a curated record. Lineage: Eukaryota; Viridiplantae; Streptophyta; Magnoliopsida; Poales; Poaceae.